Messenger RNA from Pygocentrus nattereri (red-bellied piranha), 3497 nucleotides. RefSeq lists its product as uncharacterized. The transcript has 5 exons. Lineage: Eukaryota; Metazoa; Chordata; Actinopteri; Characiformes; Serrasalmidae. The coding region runs from base 164 to 3100 and encodes 978 amino acids. Gene Ontology annotation, biological process: regulation of apoptotic process. The record is from RefSeq and is a predicted model, not a curated record.
GGGAGUUACCAGAUUUUAGCGCCAAACUCAGAGUCAGCUCUCGCGAGAAGUGCCGUUUGGUGUCGUUGUUCUUCAGAAGCGCUUUCGUUUCUCCCACAUAGAAACCGCUGAUCAUCAGAUCUGGUCAUCUCGCAGGUGGUUGUAAACCGUAUUUAGAGGAAUCAUGGAGGAAUCGCAAGCCAAGCUUUUCCUGGAGGGAAACCGAAGUGCGGUGGUAAAUGGUGUGCGAGAAGUCAAACGCUUGGUUGAUUUUCUGAUGGAGAAGAAAUAUUUACGUGGAGAAAUGCCAAACGAAAUUCUCAGCCAGAAAACCAAGCAAGAUCAGAUGCGUGAACUUUAUAAACAUCUCAACACCAACACAGGGUUCAAGUUGACACUGGAAUGGUUGAGAGAAAAUGAGCCUGAUUUGAUUAAAGAUUUGGAAAAGAACAGUGAUACAGACCAUGCAGGACCAGAAAGGAAGAGGCCCAGAAGCUCUGAAAAAGCUAUGGAUGAAAUAGACAGUGACCCCAAUAUGCCAAAUCUCCGGUGUUUGUCCACCUUGCACAAAUUGGAAAAGUGGGUCUCUGCUUCUGAAAACAGCCAAAACCUGAUUGGUAUGUUGAAUAGCAAACUUGCAGAGGGUGAAAUGGACACUCUGGAAAAACAGUUAAUGAAUAAGAAACUAAAAAAGGGACUGUGUUUCAGUGCUAAAGAUAUUAAGGACAUUUACAGUAACCAAAAGCUUCUGUCAUAUUUUGAUACCAACAAGGAUGCCAAAUUCCCUGAUCUUCCACUGAAGUUAUUUUUUGGAAAGGAUGGAGGCCUUGCCUCAGCAAGAGAUGAUGAUGAUGAUGAUCAUGGUGAUGAUCAUGAUGAUGAUGUCGUUACAGACAGUGCAUAUGGAUCUUCAUACAGUGCAAGUUACAGUAGUAGCAACUCACUUUUCAGCAAACAUUUGUCACAAAGUGAGGAUCAGUUACAAUCUGAUGACCUCGCUACUACCUGUGAAAGCAUAGAUCUCAGACAUGCCUUGCAUAAUGUGAAAAAAACAACUGACAGCAAACCCCAAAAUACUAGCAUGUCUCCCGAAGAAACACUUUCAAAGCAACACCAAAUCCACCAUGCUGCCCAGGGCCAAUGUACCACACACACCCAAAUACAGCAAACUCCAAACACACAGGUUGUCCAAGAGGUACUCAAAAUUGAUACAUUUACAACAGAGCCAUUUCAGCCCAACACUCUGAAUGUAGCAGGAGAUUAUCUGAUACAGAGGGAGGGUCCCCAGAUGAAUCAUGAUCCUGAUCCCUAUGUAAAGUUUAAGGUCACAGACAUGCCAUCACAAAAAGAAUGUAGGGCAAUCGUUUUUUCAAAGCAAAGACAAGAGCUCCCAGAUGCCCAUUGUCAAAAUGGAUCACUUGUCCAAAUGCAACAUGCAGACAGAGAUGGUACACUGUUAGAAGAACUCAUGGACACACAGGUCAUGCAUGAUGAGCCAAACACACAGUCUGCCAGAAAGAUGCUCACUGGUAAACCAGGUGAAGGGCCCUUACCGUUUACCUCUCUGCAAGUGGCCGCAGAUGGUCCAGUGCCGAGUGAGGGCCCAUGGGCUGAUGGAGAUAUGGCUCAACUAGACAAACCUUUGAACCUGCAGGAGAGUGAACCAAACCAGCAGCGUGAUCCAGAAAUGGCCAACAGUGAACCCCUUGUAGGGAAUGACUGUGUAGGUGUGGUAGUUGACAGUGUAAUGCAAGGUGGAGUUCAACGAAUGCACUGUGAUCCUGAUCCAUUUACAGAGUGUGAGGGCACUGGCAUGGCAUACCAAAAGGAAUGUAGGGGUUUUGAUAUUUUAAAGCAAAAACAAGAGCUUCCUGAUGCUCAUUGUCAGAAUGGAUCACUUGUCCAAAUGCAACAUGCAGACAAAGAUGGUACACCGUUAGAAGAACCCAUGGACACAAAGGAAAUGCUGAAUGAACCAAGCAUACAGUCUAACAAAGAGAUGCUCUUUGGCAAGCCAUGUGCACCAGAGCCAUUACUGUGCACCUCUAUGCAAGGGGCCCCAGACGAUCCAGUACAGACCGAGGGCCCAGAAGGUCCCCAGGAGGAGAGUAGUUCUCAAACCAUAACCACACAUUCUGACAAGACAAAUAUGCCCUCUCAAAAGUCAAGUUUUCCAAAGCAAACCAGAGAUUUCAAUGAUGCUUUGAGGCCUGAUGGAGAUGAUCCACUACUAGACAAGAAUGAAGCAAACAUUAAGUUUGCAAAAAUGGCCAACAACGAGUCAUAUGUUUCAGACCCUGGCUGUCUGGGUGUGGCAGCAUACAGUCUAAUGCAAAGCAAAGGCCCACAUAUAGAUCCCAAGGAGGGGAGUGAAGCUGGUGCCUUAAUACAGAAUAAAGAUACUGAGGUACCACCUCAGGACCAAACUGUGGAUGCUUCCCAUACUCUUCAGGGGCAAGAUGGGAAUCGUACAGGAUUGAUGUGCAUUUCUGAGGCAGGACCUUCAUACAGAAAUUCUGCAGGUUUUACUUUAGAAAUGCCUGAUCAGAAAAUGUCAUAUGGUGCGCAAGCCAGGUUCUGUAGUACACCAUUAAACGAUUCAGUAAACACAGCACCAAAAUUUCAAAGAAGAAAACAGCAAAACAAAAGAAAGCUUAACAAAACAAAACAAAAUGACAGACUGCUGUAUGAGUGGGCAAAGAAAAAGUGCCCCAAGGGCAGUGAUGAAGAAGUAAAUAAGGUGUUCGAGUGCAUUUCAUUUGAAAACCAUGUAGAACACAGUGAGUACCCAUGUUUCAUUACAGAGAACGUCAUGGUGUAUGAGGACCCUCAAACCAGAGAAAGACAGAUCAUUAUCACUGAUGAUAAAAAUUGCGCCGCCAAGAAAAACCUCCCAAAGGAGAUAAAAAUUUUGCUCACCUAUCAGAUGUGGGUGUGUGGUAUUCCGAAAGCGCUACUCAUCAAUCAGAAGGAACGAGAGGUUCAGUUUGACCUGCAGUUUUUGGAAAGGAUUAAAAACUGUUGUGAAAAGUUUGUUUUUGAAGCCCUGGCUCCCGCUCUAGCAGUGUUCAAGAACCUGCAGAGACGAGAGAGAUUAUACUCUCUCAUCAAAAAUCACUAAAGAUUCUUACACGGUCCACCUAGAGAACCAGUACACCUCAGAGAUUUCGGCCCUUUAGCUGUUCACUAAUGGUUCCGUCAUCUUUGACAGAAUUUUAAGGACUUGUGGUUUUCAGAGGUACAAAACUGUACGAGUAGUCCAUAAAACAUUUCACCCCUUCAUUGUUUUACAACUUUGGUUUUACAUGUUUACUUUUAAUGUUUUGCCUAGAUGGUCCGCAUCAAGAAAUUUAUGAUGUCAUUGUAAUUGCUGGUCAAAGCUAAUUAGGUUGUAAAGAGCAAGGAGAUGCAAUUUGAGACCAAGCUAACGUUAGUUAGCUUGAUUACAGGUCUGAAAAAUAAACUUGUGUCCAUAAUUUCUCAUUAAGCGUGGUUGGUUAGUGUAGUGGGUAACACCU